ACAAAAUCAAAAAUAAAUCGAGUGUAUUAUUAAGAAAUGCAAGCUCUCAUAUCUUGGACACGUAAUUCAUCGUGACAAAUGUACCGCGAUACAGGAUCGAAGGGAAGAUCAAGGAUAAAUGUGGAAGCGGUAGAAGGUUUCUUGGAUUACUGACAUCAAAGACUGGUUGGACCUUAAUAAAGAACAACUACUCCACACAGUGAGAGAGAUCAAAGCAGUGCCUCUCCUCCUCGCUGUCACUUUCUCCUUUCUUUUAUCUCUUCAAGGCCUGCUGCUGGCUGAGGGGGACCUGACUUUGCAGGGCGUUCCUGCUUGCUACCAUGUCUUUGGCGGGGAUGAAGUGCCUGGUGACGGGCGCUGGUGGGUUUCUUGGUCAAAGGAUCGUUUGCCAGUUGCUGGAGGAAGAAGAUGGGCCAGCUGAGGUCAGAGCCCUGGACAAAGCAAUCAGCUUAGAGGCACUCCAGAAUUUUCAGAAAGUGAAGACUAAAAGUGUCCUGACCAUCCUGCCAGGCGAUAUCCGGGAUGCAGCCUCGGUUCAGACGGCUGUCCAAGGGGUCUCGCUCGUCAUCCACACAGCUUGUAUCAUUGACAUCUUGGGCCUUGUAGAUAAGCAGACACUCUGGGAUAUCAAUGUCAAAGGUACACAACUGCUGUUGGAAAUUUGCCUCCGCAAUGAUGUCCAGUAUUUUAUCUACACCAGCAGUCUUGAAGUUAUGGGUCCAAACAGCAGACGUGAUCCCAUCCAUGAUGGUGAUGAAGACACUGUGUAUGAAAGCACCAAUAGCCUUCCCUAUGCUAAAACCAAGAAGGAGGCUGAGAAAUCUGUACUAGAGAUGGACGGCCUACCGUUGAAGGAUGGCAGCGCCUUUGUGACAUGUGCUUUGAGGUCCAUGUACAUCUAUGGAGAAGGGAGCAAUUUCCUUCAGAGGCACGUUGAAAGCGCCAUCAGAAACAAUAACGUUUUCUUCAGAAUGUCUGUGAAGGAGGCUCUAGUAAAUCCAGCCUAUGUGGGGAACAUUGCUUGGGCUCACAUUCAAGCAGCUAAAGCCAUGAAGGAUCCAGAAAAAGUCAAGCAGAUCCGAGGACAAUUCUACUACAUUUCAGAUGAUACUCCCCAUGUAAGCUACUCAGACCUAAAUUAUGAGCUGGCUAAGCAGUUGGGUUUUAGCAUUGAACCCAAACUAGCUAUGCCCCUGACAAUGCUCUACUGGUAUGCUCUGUUCCUGGAGAUCGUGAGCUUUUUGCUCCGGCCUUUGGUGAAAUACAUCCCUCCUGUGAAUCGCCACCUGUUGACUUUGACAAACACCCCAUUCACCUUUUCUUACAAGAAGGCACAAAGGGAUUUUGGCUACAAGCCACGCUACAAAUGGGAGGAAGCAAGGAAGCGUACGUGCCAGUGGAUUGCUACACUGAUGGGGGAAACAUCCCUGAAAAGCAAGGCUGCCUAAAGCUGACCUCCGUUGACAAGCUAUGUAGGCUGUAGAAACCACAGGAUAGUAGCAUGCAAUAGAGCCUCUGAAGAGGGAAACCUAAAUACUGAAAUACAUGAAUAAAAGAUACAAAAAGUUUUGCUUUGUUGUAAUGGAGCCAUUCUAUUUAUUAACAGAUAAUGGUUUUUUAAAAAAUUCUAAAAGCCUAUCCUACCUAUGGUUUGACAUGGGCCAUUGUCCACUCUGCUGAUGGGACCCUCCUCCACAUAAUUCAAACUCCCAAUUAUGGGAUACCAAAAAAGGGCAACAGUGAUUCAUCAGAAUAUUAAUUCCCCAAGAAGAAUGAAUACAGGACUGCUACAACUACUGUAUUGUGUUUCUGUUGACGCUCAUGUAUCUGAACACAAAGGUGGCCAGAAUACAGCUCUGUAUUACCAGGUUUACUGGUACAUAUUUGGGUGCGUGCGAUAGAUCACCAAGGAUCUCUGCAGUUUUUAACAGCUGUAACAUAACAACAUUCCUUUGUCUUAAUUAUACUGGUAAAAGUUAAGAAAGCUUCUACUGAUCUCUGAACUGCUAUGCUUGAUUACAUGAUUGAACAUCUACAAUUUAGGCAGCAUGCUUUUCAGUGUGGCUCUGAGGGCCAAUUAAAAAAAAAACAGAAAAAUCAAAUGGCAAUGAUUUUCAUGUAGCAAAACACCUCUAGAUACAGCUCCUAGACACACACACAGACACACAAAAACCCAACCUAUAGCCCAUGCGUAAAGUGCAUGGCGAGGAGGCAGGUUUAGUUUAAUCUUCUUCCCAAUGUAUUAUUUUCCUGAGUGCAAGAAGCACCAGUGGUAGAAUCCAGAAAAUAUUCUUCGUUUCUGCUGAUUCUA
Molecule: messenger RNA, 2311 nt
Organism: Pogona vitticeps (central bearded dragon)
Lineage: Eukaryota; Metazoa; Chordata; Lepidosauria; Squamata; Agamidae
Source: RefSeq, a predicted model, not a curated record